Molecule: messenger RNA, 1857 nt
Organism: Lycium barbarum (goji berry)
Lineage: Eukaryota; Viridiplantae; Streptophyta; Magnoliopsida; Solanales; Solanaceae
Exons: 2
Coding region: 1-1857 (618 amino acids)
Source: RefSeq, a predicted model, not a curated record
AUGGAUGCUAAGUAUGUCACUGCCAAGCAUCGUCAAGAGCAACUCCGAAGGCUCUAUGAAUUGAAGCAGGGUUCUAAGACCGUAGAAGAGUUCUAUGAUGAGUUUGAGAAAGCAAGAAUGGCUCUUGAUCUUGAAGAAGACGAGGAGCAGCUUAUCAUUCGAUUCAAAGAUGGGGGAUAUGGGCAUAUGGCCAAAGAGUGUCCUACUCGGAGGACCAUGCUUAUUCUUGAUGAUAGCACUGUUCAAGAACAAGAAAGUGAACCAGAAGAUGGCAAUGAAAAAGAACUUGAUCAUGAUCUUGAGAAGCCGGAAGGAGAAGAGGAUGAUUUACCCGAAAUGUUUCUUGUGGUGCGGAGAAACUUGAGCACUAUAAGCUUGGAAAAUGAAGAAGAUGUGCAAAGGGAGAAUCUUUUUCAUGCUAGGUGUAGGGUAAAGGGGAAGGUUUUUUCAUUGAUUGUGGAUGGAGGAAGUUGUGCUAAUGUUUCUAGCCAAACUUUGGUUGAGCAAUUGAAACUGCCUACAUUGAAACAUUCCCGACCCUACCAGUUACAAUGGCUCAAUGAGUGUGGUGAAGUGCGAGUUACAAAACAGGUUUUGGUUAAGUUCAAGAUAGGAGCUUACCAAGAUGAGGUAAAAUGUGAUGUGGUACCAAUGCAGGCAUGCCAUUUACUUUUGGGAAGGCCGUGGCAAUAUGACAGAGUUGUGAUUCAUGAUGGCCGAGCCAACACAUAUGCAGUUCAAAGUGAAGGUAAGAGUCUCAUACUCAAGCCUUUGUCACCAAAGCAAGCUAUAGAAGAUUAUUGUCAGAUGAAGGAGUUGAAGGAAGCGGCUAAAAGUAAGGCUAGUAUUGUGACCGAUCCUAAGUCCACAUCACCAUCGCUGGGUAACGAAAAGGUAUGUGCAAUCAUGCAACCGGGAGAGUACUUUAAAGGUAACGAUGAAAACAAAAUGAUGAUUUUCCUAGUGCAUAAAGGUAUUUUCUUGAGUGAUAGUGAUGAUUUGUCUAAUGCUAAUCAAUUUUCAAGUUUUGUUGAGAAUCUUUUACCAGAUUUUGUGUAUGUAUUUCCCGAGGAGAUGCCAAGUGGACUGCCUCCCUUGAGAGGAAUUGAGCAUCAAAUAGAUUUUGUGCCCGGAUCCCAAAUUCCGAACAAACCAGCCUAUAGGUGUAAUCCGGAAGACACCAAGGAAAUCCAAAGGCAGGUUAAUGAGCUCUUAAACAAGGGGUUGGUACGGGAAAGUUUGAGUCCGUGCGCCGUUCCGGUCAUACUUGUGCUAAAUAAAGACGGAACAUGGAGAAUGUGUUUCGAUUGUAGAGCCGUCAACAAGAUCACGGUAAAGUAUCGUCAUCCUAUUCCUAGGUUAGACGACAUGUUAGAUGAGUUAAGUGGUUCUUGUUGGUUUUCUAAAAUUGAUCUUAGGUCCGGCUACCAUCAAAUCCGGAUGAAACCGGGUGAUGAAUGGAAGACCGCAUUCAAUACCAAUUUUGGUAUCUAUGAAUGGUUAGUGAAGCCAUUUGGCUUCUCUAACGCACCGAGUACUUUCAUGAGAUUGACGAAUCAUGUGCUUAAACCAUUCAUAAAUAGGUUUGUUGUGGUUUAUUUUGAUGAUAUUCUUGUGUAUAGUAAAGCUGUGGAUGAACAUGUUGAUCACUUAAGGCAAGUCUUUGAUGUUUUGAGAAAAGAGAAAUUGUAUGCUAAUCUGAAAAAGUGUGCCUUUUGUGUUGAACGUGUUGUUUUUCUUGGUUUUGUUGUGAGUGCUAGUGGCGUUGAAGUCGAUGAGUCAAAAGUAGAAGCUAUUAGGGAUUGUCCUACCCCGUCUAGUGUUACUCAAGUGAGAAGUUUUCAUGGGUUUUCCUAG